This is a messenger RNA of Phycomyces blakesleeanus NRRL 1555(-), 1917 nucleotides long. RefSeq lists its product as hypothetical. Gene Ontology annotation, molecular function: histone deacetylase activity. NCBI's taxonomy places the organism in Eukaryota, Fungi, Mucoromycota, Mucoromycetes, Mucorales, Phycomycetaceae. Gene Ontology annotation, cellular component: histone deacetylase complex. The transcript is spliced from 11 exons. The record is from RefSeq and is a predicted model, not a curated record. Gene Ontology annotation, biological process: chromatin organization. The coding region runs from base 1 to 1917 and encodes 638 amino acids.
AUGGGUGAUAAGGUUUCUUCAUAUUCUGUGUCUCAGCCUCUUCAGGAAGAUAGUCUGCCUUCGCCGUGUACAGAAGCCUCCCCAAACAGUCCUGAUCAUGGAACAAAGAGACCAGUCAGGCAGUGUAGAGAGAAUCCUGAUCUUCAAAGGAAAAAAUCAAAAACUGGCAAAGUUGGAAAUCAGGUAGAAGUUGAUAGAUGGGAAGAAGACCAAAGGAUAGGUUGUGCUGCUCGCGUGGUCGAGAUAAUCCAGACUGACCAACAAUCGACCGAAUUGGUGUUUGUCCACUUUGAGGGAUGGCCACCCGAUCAAGCCGACUGGGUCAAACCUCAGGAGAUUUCAUCCCCAAGCACCAAGACACACUACGGACCACUUGGAAAAGAAAGCGACGAAUCCUGGGAAGAAUACGGCGAUUUCUAUUACCAACAAUCUAAAGACAAACAAAAUGCUAACCCUGUCCGCCAGACUGGUCUUGUUCAGGAUCUACGGAUGUCAUUCCAUGCCUGUCCCUGCCACGAACGCGAGACUGUUCAUCCAGAACAACCAGGUCGUAUUCGUUCCAUACUCGACGCAUUCUACACUAACCGCAUGCUGCGGUACUUUCGCCGUGUUCAUGCAAGAGAAGUUACAAAGGAAGAACUUAUGAGGGUCCACACGUUUGCUCAUGUUCGAAACUAUUAUCCCUAUCACACCAAAGCGACCUCGAUCGAAGCUCUCCUCAAUCCAACCCCUCCUCCUCCUACUACCACAACCACAGCUAAUGUUACUCCUCGUCCAACUUCUCAUCUUCUUCAUUUGGUACCUUCCGAAAACACAGUCAACACUCUCUUUCCACCAUCUCCACCUCUCUUACCUCUUACCACAAAUAAUACUACACUAACAUCACCAAAUACACCACCCGGACUUAUUCACCAAAUGACCUGUGGAGAACUUGGGAUAGCCGGUGACACCACCUUUCACCCUCAUCAUUCAAGUCUCUCUGCACGUGUAUCUGCAGGUGCCCUCAUUGAACUCAGUAACCAGAUUGUCGAAGGUCGUCUUCGGAAUGGCUUUGCGCUCAUCCGACCACCAGGUCAUCAUGCUGAAGAUGAUGGUGCAAUGGGAUAUUGCUUCUUUAAUAAUGUGGCUGUGGCUGUGGCUUCUAUUCUCGAGACAUAUCCCAAGGUAGUUAAGAAAGUGCUGAUCAUAGACUGUCAUGGAAACGGAACGCAAUCAAUAUUCUACGACAAUCCAAAUGUACUCUACAUAUCAAUCCAUCGUUGGGACAACGGUAGCUUUUAUCCAUUUAGUGGUGGACCUGAAGAGUGUGGAGUGGGUCCUGGUCUUGGCCGGAAUGUCAAUAUUGCGUUGAGUGCUUCCGAAGAAAAACCCAGACCAAUGGGUGAUACCGAGUUUGUGGCUGCAUUUCAUCAUAUUAUUAUUCCAAUUGCACGACAAUUUGAUCCAGACAUGAUAUUUGUAUCUGCAGGUUAUGAUGCUGCCGAAGGACAUUCAGAACAACUUGGAGGUUACAGUGUGACUCCCCAUGGAUUUGGACUCAUUACAAAAAUGGUAAAUGAUCUUGCCAAAGAAGUCUGUCAAGGCAGACUGGUACUUACACUUGAAGGUGGUUAUGCACUGGAGCCAUUAGCCAACAGUGCGGCUGCAAGUGUGGCUCAAUUGUUAGAGGCAGAUACUGGACAGAAUCGUAUACUCAGCUACACCGAAUCUCUUCAUACAACCAAGCCAAAUCUUGGAGCUCAACAGUCGUUCCGUCAGGUGGUGAACAUUCAAAAAGACUACUGGGAUCUCCCGGAUUAUCUAUUUAAACCCAAUUAUCGGUUUCAUUUGCCUAGUCUUUGGCGUGCAACUCACAGUAUCACUCACCGACCAAGAAGGAACAGGCAACCAAAACUUGAAGUUCUUGAAAGUUAUUAA